Messenger RNA from Quercus robur (English oak), 2498 nucleotides. RefSeq names its product calcium-dependent protein kinase 2-like. The record is from RefSeq and is a predicted model, not a curated record. Gene Ontology annotation, molecular function: calcium/calmodulin-dependent protein kinase activity; calcium ion binding; calmodulin binding. The transcript is spliced from 8 exons. Gene Ontology annotation, cellular component: cytoplasm; nucleus. Bases 456 to 2078 code for a protein of 540 amino acids. Gene Ontology annotation, biological process: peptidyl-serine phosphorylation; intracellular signal transduction; protein autophosphorylation. NCBI's taxonomy places the organism in Eukaryota, Viridiplantae, Streptophyta, Magnoliopsida, Fagales, Fagaceae.
CUCUCUCACAUUUUCUAACUCUCUCUCUCUCUCUCUACAUUGGAUUGAAGGUCCUGAAAGAUUCAACCUUUCAACUUAAUUGCACAGUUGACCAAAGUUCCAGUCUUUCUUUUUCAGCCUUGUCUCAGAGCUCUGGUUUUCUAAAGCUAUAACUCUGAUCUACUUAUGUUAAACCCUUCCAAAAAUCACAAUCCAAAGUUUGGUUCUUUUUCACUUUCUCUUCAUAUUCUCUGUGGAUCCCCAUCUGGGUUUUACUAUUCAGCCACUUUUUGGCCUAAUUUUAGUUCAGCUCUGAGAUUCAGAUUCCUGAUCCAAAAUUCUCCUCCACUUUUCCCUUGAAAAUUCAGUGUUAUUUUGCACAGUCUCUCUGAUUCUUCAACUGGGUCUUUAUUCUUUACCAUCAUUUGCUUAAAAUUCAGUCUGUUUUUAGUCUUUGAAUUUGGCUGUUACAAAAGAUGGGUGUUUGUCUUAGCAAAGUCAGAAAUUCAGAGCCCAAAUACAAUGGUUAUAGAUCAGUAGGUGGUUCUGAUAUGCACCAGCAAAAAAGCCAUGAGCCUGUAGCUGAACAACAAUCCAGAACACCAGCACAACAGUCCUACCACAUGCCUGAGAAACGCACUGUACCAGCCCAGCCAGCAGUGAAGCCAUCUGUCUCAGCUCCAAGCCCAAAACCUGUGCCUAGGCCAGACACAAUUCUUGGCAAAGCAUAUGAGGAUGUUAAGCAGCACUAUUCAUUUGGCAAAGAAUUGGGUAGAGGUCAAUUUGGGGUCACUUAUCUUUGUACUGAGAAUUCAACUGGCAAACAAUAUGCUUGCAAGUCUAUAUCUAAGAGGAAGCUUGUUACAAAGAAUGACAAGGAGGAUAUAAAGAGAGAGAUUCAGAUUAUGCAGCAUUUGAGUGGUCAGCCAAACAUUGUUGAGUUUAAGGGUGCUUAUGAGGAUAAGCAAUCAGUGCAUCUUGUUAUGGAGUUAUGUGCUGGUGGGGAGCUUUUUGAUAGGAUUAUUGCAAAGGGUCAUUAUAGUGAAAGGGCUGCUGCUUCAAUAUGCAGGUCAAUUGUUAAUGUUGUGAAUAUCUGCCACUUUAUGGGUGUGAUGCAUAGGGACCUCAAGCCUGAGAAUUUCUUGUUAUCUAGCAAGGAUGAGACUGCACUUUUAAAGGCCACAGAUUUCGGAUUAUCGGUUUUCAUUGAGGAAGGGAAGGUGUACCGAGAUAUAGUUGGGAGUGCUUACUACGUUGCUCCAGAAGUAUUACGGCGCAGAUAUGGGAAGGAAAUAGAUAUUUGGAGUGCAGGAGUUAUCUUGUAUAUAUUACUCAGUGGUGUACCUCCAUUUUGGGCUGAGACGGAGAAGGGGAUAUUUGAUGCUAUAUUGAAAGGAGAGAUUGACUUUGAAAGUAAACCAUGGCCAUCUAUAUCAAGCAGUGCCAAGGACCUUGUCCGGAAGAUGCUAACUCAGGACCCAAAGAAAAGGAUUACUUCUGCGCAGGUUCUAGAGCACCCAUGGCUUAGAGAAGAUGGAGAAGCGUCAGAUAAGCCAAUAGACAGUGCUGUUCUUUCCAGGAUGAAACAAUUUAGAGCAAUGAACAAACUUAAGAAACUUGCACUGAAGGUCAUUGCUGAAAAUCUCUCUGAAGAAGAAAUCCAAGGGCUGAAGGCAAUGUUUACAAACAUUGAUACGGAUAAAAGUGGCACAAUCACCUAUGAUGAACUUAGGACCGGGUUAGCUCGGCUUGGCUCAAAGCUUUCAGAGGCUGAAGUCCGGCAGCUCAUGGAAGCUGCUGAUGUAGAUGGGAAUGGAACAAUAGACUACAUUGAAUUUAUCACUGCUACAAUGCAUAGACACAAGCUAGAAAGAGAAGAACAUCUUUAUAAGGCUUUUCAAUAUUUUGAUAAGGAUAAUAGCGGAUUUAUUACCAGAGAUGAACUACAGUCGGCCAUGAAAGAAUAUGGAAUGGGUGAUGAUGAAACAAUCAGGGAAAUAAUAUCUGAAGUCGAUGCUGAUAAUGAUGGUAGAAUCAACUAUGAGGAAUUCUGUACAAUGAUGAGAAGUGGAACCCAACCGCAGGGUAAGCUCUUCUAGAUCAACAGCUGUUACUUGCUGCUGAUCCCAAGAGGCCCUCCUGAAGAUAACAUUCUUUAGAUUGAGGAGGACCUGGAGCCAUUUCAGAUAGCGAUAUCUGCUUUCAGAAUACUUCCCAUUGAAUAUAAAUAUCUUCUUAAGCAUGUCAGGCUUCCAAUUUGAAUUUUUUUGUUUUUGAAGUGGUGCAAGAGUUGUGAAUAACUAGUGACCGACCUCCGUAUGUUUAUCUGUAAUUUAUUAAAUUUGUUUGAGCAUGUUGACGUUUGGAGGAUAGACUGUUUUAAGAGGACGAUGUUGUUUUCCUCUGUAGGGUACAUGCAUAACCACGCUUUUGGACAAGGUUCUGAUGAAAAGGAUAGUGCUGUAAAAUCUCAAGUUUGCUUCGCAUUCACUUUCAAAUCUGAAUAUGGACUUUUGUCA